AUGGACACAACUCUGGACGAGUUGCCAACAGUGGAAGAGGUAUCUGCUAUGCCGUCUAAGCCUGCAGUGUCCUUCCAACUGGAGCAGAACUAUGAAGAUGAGUCAGAGGACGUCGCUUCUAUCCCCGUAUCAGUUGAUUGGGUACUCAGAGGCCUCCAGCUCGCACGGAUAGUCCCCGACAUCGAGCACUGCACGUUCGAGCCUGGCGAUACCAUCCUGUUCACAACCGACUACACCGAGGACCCCGACGACGACGAUGACCCAACCGUGUACAUCCGCGCAGGUUUCACACGAUCACAAGAGUUGGCGGAGGAGCAUGCUGCCCAGGCCCCAGCUAAGUCCUUUGAAGAGCUUGUCCCAGAACAGUACCGACCGUGGAUUAAGGUGUUCGACAAGAAAGUCUCGGAACGCCUACCGGAACACGGCAAACACGACCACGCUAUCGACCUCAAGCCGGAGUUUGAAAAGCGUCUUGAGACCCAUCCCAUCAACGCCAAACUCUAUCCCCAACCCGGCAACGAGAAGGCCGCCAUAGAAGCGUUCAUCAAGGAACAUCGGGACCGUGGCACUAUCCGCCCCUCAAAGUCACCCAUGGCAAGUCCGUUCUUCUUCGUCAAAAAGAAAGACGGCACUCUGCGCCCUGUCCAGGACUAUCGCAUCCUCAACUCGGGUACCAUCAAGAAUACUUAUCCGCUUCCGCUCAUCGGAGACAUUGUCGACCGCCUCACUGGCGCCAAGGUCUU
Messenger RNA from Peniophora sp. CBMAI 1063, 743 nucleotides. Lineage: Eukaryota; Fungi; Basidiomycota; Agaricomycetes; Russulales; Peniophoraceae. The record is from the annotation of a GenBank genome assembly.